Molecule: messenger RNA, 1617 nt
Organism: Cladocopium goreaui
Lineage: Eukaryota; Dinophyceae; Suessiales; Symbiodiniaceae
Source: the annotation of a GenBank genome assembly
AGGCUGCACCACCAGCCCCAUCAAGCGCCGCCACUGCGGCGAAGAUCGCCUCGGAGGCCGCGGGUGUGGCAUGUGGCAUGGCGCUGGGCGUGCCCAUGGUACGUGGUGCAGGGCCACCGCCCCCCGGAGCACCACCUGGAGGUCAUGCGCCAAGCAGCCCACCUGGUGGUCCUCCAGGCAUCCCACCUGGAGCACCGUUGCCUCCUCCCAACGGUGUACCGCCAGGGGCCGGUGCUCCACCGCCAGGUUGGCCACCGGGUGCUCCACCAGGUGCCCCACCUCCGGGCGCUCCACCGAUGAGUGCUCCACCAAUGGGCGCCUUGCCACCAGGUGCCCCGCUGCCAGGUGGGCCACCACCUGGCGUGCCACCACCCGGUGCACCACCAGCUCCACAAAAUGCUCCGCCACCAGGCGCUCCACCACCUGGUGGACCACCUGCAACUGGCGCCCCACCAGGCGCACCGCCAGCAGGUGCACCACCUGGAGCUGCGCAGAGUUCACCUGCAGGGGCACCUCCUGAUGCAGCCCCCGCGCGCCCACCGCCUUGGGCACUUCCACCACCUGGUGCUGGGCCACCGCCUGGUGCACCAGCGCCAGGUGCGCCUCCACCAGGGUAUCCACCACAUCCACACAUGCCACAUGCAAUGCCACCACAUGGAAUGCCACCACACCCACACUAUGCCCCACCACCGCAUAUUCCACCCCACGGCGCGCCGCCGCCUGGUGCACCCUACGCACCUGCGGCGCGUCCGAUGGGUCCACCACCUCACCUUGCACCGUACGGCUUUGGGCCAAGGCCACCCUAUCAUCCACCACCCCAUGGUAUCCCUGGCUAUCCGCCCAUUCCUGGCUAUCCGCCACCCUUUGCGCCUGGAUUUCCUCCGCCGCAUCCAGACCCAGGGUAUGCAGUCCCGCGACCAGGCGCUCCACUUGGCCCAGAGGCUGCAGGACAUCCGCCAGGUGGGCCAACUGGAUCACUAUGGGGGAAAUUUGAGGAGUGCACCCGACAAGGAGCGGGAACGCGAUCGCUCCCGUCGGCGGCGCCGCUCCGACCGCGACGCCGAACGCAAGGAAACGCCGGCGUCGCCAGCGCAGCAGUAUGGCGCUGGCUUCAACGCACCAGCUGGAUCAGGGCCAUACAUCACGAAGCGCGCUGAGCCUGGCAAACCUGUGAGCAUUGACACCUUGCUGGCAGAGAUUCGGCAGAGCACAGCGCAGUAUGCAUCGACCGGGGCACAUUGUUGUCUCGAGAUGUUGGAUGUCUGUGGCAUUGCCCUGCAGGACUCUGGAGCAGCGAAGCUGUUCCAAGAGAUGACCCAGCUUCGUGUGGCAGUGAGACGGCUCAUGGUAGCAGGCAAUGGCUUGGGAGACCAGGCAAUGACCGCAUUGUCUGCCUACCUUUGGCACAGCCCUGAGCCUUUGUGGGAGCUGGGCCUUGCCGAUAACUUCAUCACGGACAAAGGUCUGGAGGAGCUCCUGAGGUGCCUCUACAACCAUCCCAGCCAUCCGCCUCGCUUUCCAGAUGCCCAAGGCGGCAACACGGGAAGUGCAUUUGCGCUGCGUCGGGAAACCCGUUGCGAUGGAACUCGUGUUUUAUUGCUGGGAAGAGGGGGGUAA